GUUGGGAAAAGCAGGAAAAACGAUCACGUGACUAGUGUCCCAACCUUAUCUAUAAGAAUCUUGGUACCAUACCAUAAUAAUAUCAUAACGCUCCAAAAUAAUAUUCAUCGCCUUAAACUUAACAGCGUCACCGCACAACGCCCACGUUCCGUUGGUGACAAACACCAUACAAACACGCACUGACGGCUUCAUGUCACUUCAUGAACUCGACAAACCCGCGUUGCUAGGCAACCGAAACAGUUGAUGCGUACUCUUAUCGCCCGCGUCCUCUUACCAGCCCUUACCCUAUUACAGUUGUAGCUUUGGAUUUAAGUUGUAACACACCUCAGCCCGUGCUCUCAGCUUAUGGUGCUUUGUGUGUAGGCAUCCAGCUGUCUGGUCUGGCUACUGCUCGCUCUAACUGUACGUUUGUUGCAGGAGUCCCUUGCGAGGCAAGUUGGGAAAUCCGUUCAAGUUCUCAAAAAAAGAAAAACGAGAAAAAGACAAGCAGAAGGAACAUAAGGAAAAGGAAGUGAAGGUAAAGGAAGUAAAGGAAAAGGACUUCAAGGCCCGAAAAGACGCAAGAGAACUUUUUAAAGAAGAGAAAAUGAAGGAAAAAGAGAAACACAGGGAGGAGAAACUUAAAGAGAAAGAAAAAAUGAAAGAGGAGAAAGAAAAGACAAAGGAGAAAGUCAAGGAACGACCCAGAGAGGAGAAGCCCAAAGAAAAGUCAAAAGAGAACAAAGAACUAAAACAUAAAGAAUUUUUUAAAGAUGCCCCGGUAGGGCGGCAGAAAAAGAAAAAAGACCAAACCAAAGGCAAUGAACGGAAAAAGUCUGUUUCAGCUGCCGCCGAGGAGGAGGAGCCCGUGUUCGGCGUGCCGCUGCCGCUGGCCGUGGAGCGCAGCAAGUGUCACGACGGCGUCCAGCUGCCGGCCGUGGUCCGCCAGUGUAUCGACUACAUUGAACAGCACGGUCUCAACUGUGAGGGCAUCUACCGGCUGUCCGGCGUCAAGUCCAAAGUGCAACAGUUGAAGCGCGCCUACAACCAGCGCGACUCGGUCUGUCUGUACGACCACGAGCCGCACACGGUCGCCAGCCUGCUCAAACUGUUCCUCAGGGAGCUGCCCGAGCCGGUGCUGACGGCCGAGCUGCUGCCGCUGUUCGACGCCGCCGCCGGCCUCAAGGACCCGGAGCGGCGCGUGCAGCAGCUGACCGAGCUGCUGGAGCGGCUGCCGGCGCCCCAUCGGCUGCUGCUUCAGUACAUGUUCAAACACAUGGAGCAUAUCAUCAAACGGGAGAAGGUCAACAAGAUGAACGUUCAGAACGUGUCGCUGGUGCUGUCGCCCACGAUGCAGAUCUCGCACCGGGUUCUCAACGCCUUCUUCCUCUACGGAAAGAUUCUGUUCAGCGGCGUCAUCAUCAAACGGUACGUGCCGCCGAUCGCCGACGGUGACCUACCGGACACGGCCGCCGCCAUUCAAGAGGAGAUUGAGAAGCAGGAGUCGCUGCUGAGCCAGCUGCACGGCCAGCUCAAGUCGGGCAGCAUCACGCAGCGGCGAGAGGAGCAGCUGUGGGAGGCGCAGCGCAUCCUGACCCAGCUGAAGCGGCGGCAGCGCUUCGUCACCAAGCGGACCGAGGCCGAGCCGGCGACGAGGAGCGGCGAGCCAGACACGGCGCCAGACGACGGGGCGCCCACGGCCGCCGCCGCCGCCCCCGCCCAGCGACUGGAGCGCACCGUGCAAAUCAUCAACGAGGACAACGUCACUGUGAUCCAGAUCGGUGAGAAGUCGGCGGCGGUCGGUGGCGACGAGCGGCCGACGGCCGGCUCCGAUUCAGACCCGCACCCGGCUCCCGCCGGCACUCAGCCGCAGCCGGAGCCGGAACCGGAGCCGGAGCGGGAACCGGAGCCGGAGGGGAGCAGGAGAGCCAGCUGCGCCUCGCUGCCGGCCCAGUCGAGACAAAGGCCCGAGCCAGCGCCGCAGCCGGAGCCGGACGAGCCGGCGCCGGCCGGCAACUGCCUGCCGGAGCCCGACGAGCCGGCGCCGCCCGGCACCUGCCUGCCGCCGCCCGGCACCUGCCUGCCGCCGCCCGGCGAGCAGAGCCAAGCCAGCUUCAGCGACCUGCACCGGCGCGUGGCGGCCUCGGCGGCCGGCCCGCCGGAGUCGCUGACCGCCGUCAGCGCCGAGCCGGCCGAGCUGGUGCCCGAGCUGGUGCCCGAGCUGGUGCGCCAGCUGGUGCUGCUGCGUCUGGAGGAGGACGAGCUGGAGUCGAGCGGCCGCGAACUGCGCAGCCGGCUGGCGGCCGAGCGCACAGAGAUCGGCCGGCUGCGCGACACCAUCCGCGAGAUGGAGACGCUCUACAAGUACCGGACGUACUCGGUGGACAGCAGCGACGACUCGUCGGCGGACGCCAGCGACGACAGCGACUCGGAGGAGGAGCUGGUCGGCCAGCUGCGGCACGUCAUCGAGCUCAACCAGCAGCUGCAGGUGAAGAACGCGCAGCUGGUGAGCGACAUCCACGAGCAGCGGCGGCUGUGCCAGAGGCGGCGCGCCGAGAUCCGCUACCUGGAGCUGCAGCAGUCGGCCGCCGCGUGAGAGCGGCCCGGGAGUGCCAGAGGACGGGCCGGGCAGCGGGCAGGGGCCGCGCCGUCAGUUCCACCGCGCUGCCUGUUGGUGUUACCCAGCAGUCUGUUAGGAUAGGAUUGUAUGGUAAAAUAUUGUAGCCGUCGAUAGUUUGUGUAGAUAGAAUAGCGCCGCUACACGACCGUUACUCACGCCCAGCCGCGCCGCCCACAGACCCUGCCUCCCAUAAUUGCCAUCGGUGUUUCUGCGAUGACUGCUGAAUCGUGGCGACGACUUUCUAAAUUCCACUUAUGGUAGAGCUUUGCCCCAUAUCGCCAUUGGCUGACCGGGCCCGGGGGCCGGUGAUUGGUCCGAUAUCGCCCUUAACUACUUGGCUGCGUUGACAGAUGUGUGUGUAUUACGACGAUGAGGGAGAACAGCGAUACGCAUUCAAUAAACGAUGUUCUGAAAUGAC
Molecule: messenger RNA, 3017 nt
Organism: Amphibalanus amphitrite
Lineage: Eukaryota; Metazoa; Arthropoda; Thecostraca; Balanomorpha; Balanidae
Product: ralA-binding protein 1-like
Exons: 10
Coding region: 587-2575 (662 amino acids)
Biological process (GO): small GTPase-mediated signal transduction
Molecular function (GO): GTPase activator activity; small GTPase binding
Source: RefSeq, a predicted model, not a curated record